UCGUAAGAAGCUAUGAAUGUCAAACUAUAGCAUGGUUGAGUCUUGAGUAACCUAACAUAAACAUGUCUAGUUACAGUCUAUUUAGAAUAGUAGCGCUGACAAAAUGCAUCACAACCAACCCUACAACGGUGCUUUGCAGGGUGAACGUGUCAAAUAGACUAAAGACACGUGGAUAUGCGAAGAAAGUCGUGGCCAAAGGAAAGGGUAAAGGUAUGGUCAAGGAGGAGCUGCAAGGUCCAGAAGUGUGUAAAGACACUGUCAAACUUACUUCUCAUGCAGUAGGGGCCAACAUCUUUAAACAAGGAGAUGACCCCAAACUGAAGCCUCCUGAGGAAUAUCCAGAGUGGUUGUUCCAGCUGAACCUGGGAGAGCCCAAGAAGCUGCCAGAGCUGGAGCAAGACACCUGGCAAUACUGGAAGCGUCUGAGGAAGGAAAACAUUUGGCGUUCCAACAGACUGCAAAAAGGGAAGACGUUUUGAACCAUCACUGGACUGCCAGUGGGCAGCUCUUGUCCUGGGCAGCCAUGUGCUUUGGACUCUAAUGAACUGAAUUUAUGUGGCAUGUGAUAUCGGCAUGUCCACAUCACAUGUCUAGUUCCUUAAUUAAAUAUUAUUAGACCCUUUA
Messenger RNA from Solea senegalensis (Senegalese sole), 624 nucleotides. It is a transcript of the gene mrpl54, whose product is annotated as mitochondrial ribosomal protein L54. Gene Ontology annotation, cellular component: mitochondrial large ribosomal subunit. NCBI's taxonomy places the organism in Eukaryota, Metazoa, Chordata, Actinopteri, Pleuronectiformes, Soleidae. The transcript is spliced from 3 exons. The record is from RefSeq and is a predicted model, not a curated record. Gene Ontology annotation, molecular function: structural constituent of ribosome. The coding region runs from base 63 to 479 and encodes 138 amino acids.